Messenger RNA from Paecilomyces variotii, 1418 nucleotides. Its product is annotated as steroid alpha reductase family protein. The transcript is spliced from 3 exons. NCBI's taxonomy places the organism in Eukaryota, Fungi, Ascomycota, Eurotiomycetes, Eurotiales, Thermoascaceae. The record is from RefSeq and is a predicted model, not a curated record. The coding region runs from base 94 to 1032 and encodes 312 amino acids. Gene Ontology annotation, molecular function: oxidoreductase activity, acting on the CH-CH group of donors. Gene Ontology annotation, biological process: very long-chain fatty acid biosynthetic process.
CUCAUUGAUCUUUGACUGACCUCCUCUCGAUCUCCUACUUCGCAAGUUGCCAUUUCGGGGCAUAAAAAACAUCGACCAGAGAUCGUUACAAGGAUGGCGUCCCAGGUCAUUACGCUCAAUGUCGAGCCAAGAGGCAAGCGGAUUCGCAAGCUCCCCAAAGAACUCCAGGUUCCUUCCAACACCUCUACACAGGAAAUCUAUGCCUCCCUUGCCCAGGCUACUGGAUAUUCGAUCCACCGUUUGAGAAUCACCAAAGGUGUCGACAAGACCGUUGUCCCGAAUUCAAAGGACAAGACUCUUGAGGAUGUUGGACUUGAGAACAACAGCUUGGUUCACGUCAAAGAUCUUGGCCCUCAGGCGGGAUGGAGAACCGUCUACAUCAUCGAGUAUUUCGGCCCACUUGUCAUUCCGGCAUUGAUCCUUUAUGUCCUACGGCCUUAUAUUUACUUCAACUUCGACAAGCCUAUUCCUGAACCUUCCAGUCUCCAAGUUCUCAUAUGCGCACUUCUCACAAUCCACUUCCUCAAGCGAGAGCUCGAAACGAUCUUCGUCCACCGUUUCAGCUCCGCAACCAUGCCUGCGCGUAACAUCUUCAAGAACUGCGCACACUACUGGUUCCUAGCCGGUCUCAACAUUGCAUACUGGGUCUUCCGUCCUGAUGCUGCUGCUGCGUCAGACGAGCCUAACACUAUCCUCCUGUACAGCGGUCUCGCACUCUUUGCAUUCGGUGAAAUUGCCAACUUGAACACUCACCUGGUGCUUCGUGGUCUCCGCAAGCCUGGAUCCACGGAAAGAGGUAUCCCCAGAGGAUUCGGGUUCGGUCUGGUCACCUGCCCUAACUAUAUGUUCGAGGUGAUUGCCUGGAUUGGUGUCUAUCUGCUGAGUGGUCUGAGCUGGAGUGUUCUGCUCUUCCUGAUCGUUGGUACCACCCAGAUGGCUAUCUGGGCCCGUGGCAAGGAGCGUCGAUACCGCAAGGAAUUUGGUGGCAAGUACAAGCCCAAGAAGUUCACGAUGCUCCCUCCUAUUGUUUAAAAUUACAAACAACUCGGGCGAUUCAUGAUGUCGGUGAUAGCCUAGGAGGUAAAUCAUUGCCAAAGCAGUUGACGCUCCGUCAUCAUCAAGACAUGGCACUCGAGGCGGCCAGUAACCACAGAAGCAAAGACCGAAUCACCAUCCCCAGCCACGAUUAAUAGAGCAUGACAUGCGGAUAUGGUGUUAGUGAUUGUAUCGAUACGGCCUAUAGAUGGUGAAAUGAGGAACGAAGGGGUCCCGCAAGCAUUCCGCCGCGAGACCAAAAAGAGACAAAACAGUAUUACUAUAAUUAGCUUAGUGUUAUACCUGUAUUAUAAUUCUACAGAAUAAGAUAUACAAAACUUGCAGUAUUUCUCUCUGUAUUAUUUUAUUUAGGUGAAAAACGU